AUGUGGUCCCAAAUGUCUUCGCUCACGCCACCGUCACAGGCUGUUGCUACUUUCAAGUUGAAUUAUCCAGCGCUCUACGAGAAGUUGUGUGCGUCAUCCUGUGAAUCCAUGCCGCUGCUGCUGUUGUACUUUCUGCUGCACAAAAACAUUGGCUUCCGCAAUUUUUUACUGUCCAGGGUGGACAUCGAAAAUCUGGUGCUUCCUUUGCUGAACAUACUGUAUGACAGUUGCACAGAAACGGUCGACGCAUUUGGCUGCCAUCAUUUGUACAUAGCGCUGAUUAUUAUGCUGAUCUUAAGCGAAGACGAUUUCUUCUGUAAGAUAGUUCACGAAAUAUCGCUGAAGUCUGUACCGUGGUACUCCGAGCGACCGAAGGAUAUGUCGUUAGGAAGUCUAGUGAUUCUGGUGUUGGUUAAAAACGUUCAGCACAACAUGUCUCGACGACGGGACCGCUACCUGCAGACGAACUGUCUUGCGGCAUUGGCGAACAUGUCGGCCUAUUUCAAGAAUCUUCCUCCAUUCGUAUGUCAGAAAUUUAUGGGGCUUCUCGAUGUGCUGUCAAAGCGUCAUGCGCGACUGUUGGAUCACGUGCAGCUAUCAGCUGAAUACGAUCUGUCUCAGGCGCAAGAAAUUCAGGACGUUGCAGCACUUGAAGAAGCGAUGCGAAUGCUACUCGAGAUUUUCAACUGCACGCUGACAUACAGUAUGGCGCACAGUGCUCACCUUAUCUACGCAAUGCUGUACGAAAAAUCUUUGUUCGAAGGUUUUCAACAGCAUCCAAUGUUUCAGGACCUAAUAUGGAACAUAAUCAUGGUAAAGAUGGAUUUUUCGUUCUCUGGUGUAAUCGUGCAAGAAAUUCAGAAGGGCGCUAUCCAGUGGCCCAGCGAUCGCUUGAAGAAGUUUCCUGAACUGAAAUUUAAGUACAUUGAAGAUAAGAAUACUGAUGAAUUUUUUAUCCCUUACAUCUGGAGCCUUAUUUUCAAGGAUGGCGGCUUUUAUUUUGAUCCAGCAAAGAUUAAGUUGUUUACUUCUUGA
Messenger RNA from Soboliphyme baturini, 1035 nucleotides. NCBI's taxonomy places the organism in Eukaryota, Metazoa, Nematoda, Enoplea, Dioctophymatida, Soboliphymatidae. The record is from the annotation of a GenBank genome assembly.